Messenger RNA from Equus quagga, 2425 nucleotides. RefSeq names its product negative regulator of reactive oxygen species (gene NRROS). The record is from RefSeq and is a predicted model, not a curated record. The transcript is spliced from 3 exons. Gene Ontology annotation, molecular function: protein binding. The coding region runs from base 124 to 2202 and encodes 692 amino acids. Lineage: Eukaryota; Metazoa; Chordata; Mammalia; Perissodactyla; Equidae. Gene Ontology annotation, cellular component: extracellular matrix.
UGAUGCUCCAGAGACAGGAGGCAGCCCAGCCCCGCGUUCGGCUGCUCUCGAGGAGGCCGGAGCCCCGGGAGAGGAUGCGCCCCGCGGAGCCGCCUGGGCCUGCAGGAGCCUGCUGCACUUGAGAUGGAGUUACUGCUCCUCUGGCUCUGCCUGGGUUUUCACUCCUUGACAGUGGAAUGGAGGAACCGAAGUGGAAUGGCCACAGCAGCUUCCCAGGGGGGCUGUGAGUUGGUGGAUGGAGUCGCUGACUGUCGAGGGCGGAACCUUGCUUCAGUGCCCAGCAAUCUCCCGCCCGACUCCCAGACGCUCAUCCUGGAUACCAACCCCCUCAAGACCCUGUGGAAUCAUUCCCUCCAGCACUACCCUCUCCUGGAGAGCCUCAGUCUGCACAGCUGCCACCUGGAGCGCAUCAGCCGCGGCGCCUUCCAGGAGCAGGCCCGCCUGCACAGCCUGGAGCUGCCUGACAACUCCCUUUCGGAGAGCUACAAGGAGACGGCAGCUGCCCUCCACGGCCUGCAGAGUCUGCGGAGGCUGGACUUGUCAGGGAACGCCCUGACGGAAGACAUGGCAGCCCUCAUGCUCCAGAACCUCUCUUCCCUGGAGUCUGUGUUCCUGGCGAGGAACACCAUCAUGAGGCUGGAUGAUUCAGUCUUUGAGGGCCUGGGGCACCUCAAGGAGCUGGAUUUGCAGAGGAACUACAUCUUUGAGAUUGAAGGGGGUGCUUUUGAUGGCUUAACUGAGCUGAGACACCUCAACCUGGCCUAUAACAACCUCCCUUGCAUUGUGGACUUUAGCCUCACACAGCUACAGUUCCUCAACGUCAGCUACAACGCCCUGGAGUGGUUCCUGGCGUCAGGUGGAGAGGCGGCCUUUGAGCUGGAGAUGCUGGACCUCUCUCACAACCAGCUGCUGUUUUUCCCACUCCUGCCCCAGUGCAGCAAGUUACACACCCUCCUGCUGCGGGACAACAACAUGGGCUUCUACAGGGACCUGUACAACACCUCGUCACCACGGGAGAUGGUGGCCCAGUUCCUUCUUGUGGAUGGCAAUGUGACCAACAUCACCACCGUCAACCUCUGGGAAGAGUUUGCUUCCAGUGACCUCUCAGAGCUACGCUUCCUGGAUAUGAGCCAGAACCAGUUCCAAUACCUGCCAGACGGCUUCCUAAAGAAAAUGCCUUCCCUCUCCCGCCUGAACCUCAACCAGAACUGCCUGAUGACGCUCCACAUCCGGGAGCAUGAGCCCCCAGGGGCGCUCACGGAGCUGGACCUGAGCCAGAACCAGCUGUCAGAGCUGCACUUGGCUCCGGGGCUUCCCAGCUGCCUGAGGAGCCUCCGGUGGUUCAACCUGAGCUUCAACCAGCUCUUGGGUGUCCCCGCUGGUCUUUUCGCUGAUGCCAGGAACAUCACUACAGUUGACAUGAGCCACAAUCAGAUCUCACUUUGUCCCCAGCCGCCUGGCUUAGACCACGUGGACACCCCCAGCUGUGUGGAUUUCAGGAAUGUGGCAUCUUUGAGGAGCCUCUCUCUGGAGGGCUGUGGGCUGGAGGUCUUACAAGACUGCACAUUCCAGGGGACCGCCCUCACCCACUUGGACCUGUCUGGCAAUCGGGGGGUUCUGAAUGGGAGCAUUGCCCCUCUCAGGGGUAUUGCCCCCACGUUACAGGUCCUGUCUCUUAGGAAUGUGGGCCUCAGUUCCGGCUUCACAGAGUUGGACUUCUCUGGAUUUGGCAGUCUGAGGGACUUGGAUCUGUCAGGAAAUUUCUUGACCAGUUUCCCCAGGUUCAGGGACAGCCUGGCCCUGCAAACCCUGGAUCUCCGCAGAAACUUGCUCACAGCUCUUCCCCAGGGGGCUGUGUCUGAGCAGCUCAUGAGAAGUCUGCACACCGUCUACCUCAGUCAGAAUCCGUAUGACUGCUGUAGGGUGGAGGGCUGGGGGGCCCUGCGGAGCCUGCACACCAUCGUCGACUUGGCCAUGGUCACUUGCAACCUCUCCUCCAAGGUGAUUCGCCUGAUGGAGCUGCCUGAAGGUGUGCCUCAGGACUGUAAGUGGGAGCAGGUAGACAUGGGCCUGCUGUACCUCGUGCUCAUUCUUCCCAGCUGCCUCACCCUGCUGGUGGCCUGCACCAUCAUAUUCCUCACUUUUAGGCAGCCUCUGCUUCAGGUAAUUAAGAGCCGCUGCCACUGGUCCUCCAUAUACUGACCUGGCCACGUGCCACAGUUAGAAAUCUGGUCUGUGCGUAUAAAGACACUUUCUCUGCCAGAUCUCAAGAUCUGAUGCAGAGGACCUAUCUGACGAAUUGAGAUUUAAAUUAAAGUUUGGAAUGUUUCCAUCCUUUAAUCACCCAAGUUCUUCCUCCAUCAUUAUGAUUCAUCCUCAUUAUCCUGGGAAAAUAUUUAUUAAGUGACAUUCUAUGAAAAUAAAA